CACCGGCCGGCACCUCUGCCUGCUGCUGCUCACCGGCGCCCUCUAUUCCCUCCCGAUCCCACUCCUCCCACUCCCCGGCGUCGACUGGCGCACACCACAUCGCGCACUCGCCUCCUCUCACACACCUGCGCCCGCGGCUGGCGCUGCUCUCUCCGCUGCAGAGCCCUCAUCACGCCUGCUGCGCCGUCGGCGUACUAUUUGCCGCCCGCGCGCGCCUGCUGCUGCUGCGUGCGCCAGUCAGCGGCCCGCCUGGCCCACCACCACCCGGCCGAUCCUGCCGUUGGCGUCGUCCUCUGCACCUCACUUGCAGCACCACUCGCACGCUGCUUGAGGCCGCUGCUAGUUGUGCCACUCGCGCUCCACGUCUCUGCGCCACCUUCUCCACGCCCUCACCCUCCAGUCACACCCCCUCGUGACCCUGCCGCAUCUUCGCCGCCUCAUGGACACCUCUGCGCCGUCCGACCAAGGCGGCGGCCCGCGGGUGCACCACGCACCGCCGCACCUGCAGACGCGCCCCUCGCCGACGUCGGCCAGCAGCGCAGCCGACGUGCGCGCCGCCUCCGUGUCCUCGUCGGGCGCCGCGGCCAGCAGCAGUGCCGGCUCCAGCAUGGCCGCCGGCACGUCUGCCGGCUCGUCGAGCACGAGCGGCGCCUCGCCACGCCCGCACAAGCGGAAGAUGUCGCACGGCACCUGUGCUGCGGCCGCGGCCGCUGCGGCUGCCUCUGGCGCCACGCCGUCAUUGCCAGCCGACGAGAUCGCGGCGACGGGCCGAGAUGCGUUCGACGAGCACCAGCAUGGUGACCAGUCGACGUCGUCGUCCGCUUCGUCGCCGUCCUACGGGCGCCGUGCCUCGGAGCAGGGGCACGAGCAGGACGAAGCGGCCGCGUGCGAUGGCAGCCUGGACCACAUGAUGGCGCAGCCAGAGGCCGAUGGCUCUGCGAGUGCGCUACACGAUGCAUACGCCGUGUCCGCCGGCGCAGACAUCGACCAGAAGCCUGCAGGUGCGGCGGUGUCCGAACACGGCUCGCCUCUGAGCCACCAUCGCUGCCUUCCCAGCCCGUCAACGCUUGGGCCGCUCGAGGCGCCCGAUGCAGUAGACCACCGCGAUCCACGAAGCUCCGAUGCCUUCUUUGACCGCUUGCACGCUGUCGAGCCCACUGCUUCCUCGUCUCGCGCACCGCUGCUGGACGCCGACGCACACGAGCGGCGCAUGCUGCCAGGCGCCCGCGACGCAGCGGCACCGACCACUCCGAUGUUCUCGUCGUUCUUCCUCACCGCACCGCACUCCUCUUCGCCGUCGUUUCCUGCUCCUCCAGCCAUGGCCAGUGCCGGGCCGAGCAGCCCGUUGCUCGUCAAGGCUGCGCCGCACAUCGCGGCACCUGCGUCGAAGGGUCUGCGCGCCCGCUUCCUCGACGACGAGCCGCCACCGCCCUCGCCGAGCAGAUCUGCACGGCCACCCACACCGCCACGGAGGCACGACUCGCCUGGCCGUACUGCUGGCGCCCACAUGCGCCGCAGGCACCAGGCCUCGUCGCGCCGCAUCAGCGGCGUGCGCCAUGGAGAGGAGCUGCCGGUGCUCUCGCGCCUGUCAGAGCUGCACAACUCUUCGCUCUCGGCCUUCCGUCGUUUGAGCACGGGCGACAAGGCUACCGCUGCGCUGCCUUCGGCCGGUCCGGCAUCGCACGACCCGCCCGUCGCAGCGUCUGGAGCUACGGCGCCGGCCGACCCGCAGGCCGAGUUCACGCUCUUGCCCGUGCCCGCUGCCAAGCGGCGCAAGAUCGCCUCGCCUCUGCAGUCUGUCGCCACAGCCUCGGCCUCGGACGAUGCGCCAAUGGACGGCGACGUCAGCAGCGCGGCCUCGCACCGACGACCGGAGCGCGAGAGCAGCGGCACGGACCGCAGGCAGCCAAUAAUCAUCGUCGAGGACCCUGCUGCUCGCACCGGUGCCUGCUCGUCGGCCGGCUCGUCGGCAGUCGAGCCGCGCCUGGAGCGCAGGAAUGCCGCAGCAGCCUCGCACGGCCUGAACGUACCAUCGUCUGCCUCUCGCUCCUCGCGCGGUCCGUCCGUCUUCACGAAUGCUCUCAAGACCCCUGCAGCCACCGGCGCUUUCACGGCAGCAUUCGCACCACGCGAGUCGAGCCGCAGCGGCCACCGAGCACCGGGCACAUCGAGCUCGUCACGGCGUCGCUUCCCGCGCCUACGACGCACGCAGAGCCUGCCGAACCUCAAGGCACGUCCGCUGCUCGAUCUUGCUGCGCCCGUGUCGCACCGACUGCAGCUGCCGGUGCAUCUGGCGCAGUACCUGGCCAGCAUUACUCGCUCGCAGGAGCGCAGCGCGGCUGCGGCCGACGGAUCGACGAGUCGCUCCGGCACGUCUGGCUCGAGCUCCAGCUCGCGAUCGGUCUUCACACCCCCGCUGCACCCGCCGAUCACGCGGCACACGCUUCGCGAGCUAGACUUGAGCGAGAUUCUGAAGAAUCCGCAGCUGCGGCACGACGUGGUCUUCGAUCCCAACGUCCAGUUCCGGCCCAACUUCGACGGCGAGCGCGGCCGUCGCAAGCGCGACGCCGGCGACAAGUACUGGGCAGCGGUCGCGCGCGAGAUCGAGAAGGGCUGCACAUGCACGGCCUUCGAGGGCCGGACGGCUCUGCCGUGCAACUGCCCCGCCGAGCGUGGCAGCAGCAGCUCGCGCAGCAGCGCUCGCGCCGUGCUCGACAGCAAGUCGCUGCGGACGCCCAUGCGCAGCUCCUACGUCAAGAUCCCGCCACGCAUUCCGCACCUCAUCCAGGAGCUGCGUGCGAUCUGCCUGUUGAUCCUGCCCGCCGGAUCGUCGGGCGACACGCUUAGCAACCCGACGAGCCCCGUUCCGCCGACGCCCAGCUCGGCUACUCGCCCGGCGAAGGAGAGCAAGCCGAGCACCACGAGCGCUGCUCGCCUCUCUAGCGCCGCCGCUGUCGCGCAGCCGUCGAGUCCUGGCGGCAUGUCUAGUCACCAUGCGCUGAUCAUGCAGACGCUCGACCCGGCACUCAUCACCCAGGAGCUUGCCCACGGCGUCUUGGACGUCUCUGCGCUCAUCUCCUUCCUCGGCGCCGUGCUCAAGCUGCACUGCGCGCCGAUGCGCGACGAGGCCAUCGAGCGCAUGAUCGCCACCGUCGUGGAGCUUGGCGACGUCGGGCGCGGCCUGCGCAUGUGCUUCGAGAUCCUCGAGCUGAUGAAGCUGGACAUUGCAAACCACCAGCUCCGCACCGCGAGGCCCUACCUCGUGGACACGGCCGUCGAGUUCGAGACCCGCUGGUUCAAGGAGCAGAUCGACGCGGGCAAGCUGUCCAUCGAGCGCACAGCAACGUGGUUCGGCGCAGCGCUGCAGCGUACGGAGGCGUCAGCUUCUCCGAUGCCGCUGGCGACUGCUCGCACGGAGCACAUCUCGCGCGCAUUUGUCGACGGCUUCCUGCGCCUCAUCUUCGAGGCACCCGCGCCGCCGCUGUCCGGCGUUGCGCCCGCUCUGCCCGGCGCCAGCGGUGCCUCGUCCAGCACUGCCUCUGCGGCUGGUGUCUCGGGCCUGGGCGCCGGCGUCGCGCUUUCCAGCAGCUCGCUCAACCAUGCCUACACCUCGUUCUUUCCCGAGACGUUCCAGUUCGACGCCUACCGCCUCGUCACCUUCCACGCCGACACGACGGACAUCACGGUGAUGUACAUGCUGCUGCUGCUCUUCCGCCAGCUGGCGUGUUCGCCGCUCGUCGGCGGCGACGGCGUGUCGACGACGCUCUCGACGGCGCAGGUCGCGAGCAACGCCGCAGCGCUCGCACAGCGCCACGUCGACGCCAUCAAGGAGGAGAUCUGGUGCCUGCUGUGCGACGCGAACCUCAGCGUGUGCGCACCGGCUGCUGCGUCUCGCAGCAGCGCUGCGGCCGACGGCGUGCAGCCUCGCACACCGAGCACGCCAUCCGCACGCACAGCUGCCAUCGUUCUCGGCGGCGCCACCGGUGCGGCCAAGCUCGAGGAUGUUCGCUGGCGCACGGCCAUGUCCAGCGUGCUGCUCCAGGUUGCGGCACGCGCCGGCGCCAUCCAGCGCGCCGCCCGCAGCGCAACGUGCCUGGCCGCGAACGGCAGCAACUCUACGUUGCUGCCGACGGUCGGCGAUGCGCCACCCAGCGCACAAGUCCUCGCGCUCCUCACCUCCUGGCUCGACACGAACAUGCGUGCCGGCAGUGCGCUGCACAAGCUCUGCCAGCGCCGCUUCCGCGAGGUCGCAGCGCUCAUGCUUAGCGAGCGCCUCAAUGCUGCACCGCGCUCGCAACGCCGCCGAGCCACUCCCGGCGCUAGUAUCGCCGGCGUCGUGCGCAAGGAGGGCGAGCACCCGGAGGCGCUGCCCGAGGCCAAGCGCAUUCGCGGCGAGGAUGGCGAGGCCCUGACAUGCGAGCUCGUUGCCACGAAGUCUUCCGAGUCGGCAUCAUCCACCGCGACUGCGGCCACAAGCACGGCGAGCAGGGCCGAGCCUGAGCCACGCGCUGUCCGCCCGCCCGGCAGUGCGGCCCACAGUGCUGCACCUGCCCUGCCAACGCCGCCGGCCGAGUGGGAAGCCGCGCUGCGCAAGGCCGGACUCGAGCCCCUCGGCGCCGAGGUGCGCCUGCUCGCCGAGCGCAUGGCCAAGGUCGCCCUCUUCCACCUGCGCGUCAUGCGCCCCUUCUACGAACGCCUCGCCAGCGCCGACGCUGGCGCCGACGGUGCUGCUGCCGCCUCCGUCGCUGUCGUUCCCAACUCUUCGUCCUAGUCUCCGUCGGCCUCUAAUCGUUCCACCUGCCAGACCCUUACUUGCCCCCUCGCGAUGCCUGCCUUCAUUCAUUGUCACCCAGCACCACCGUUUCCUCAUUGUCUCUUCUCCGGGCCCCGCGCGCCGCAUCCUUCCACCUGCGUUUCCUCUGCCAUCAUCAUCUUGCUCUCGUCACUGGCUGCUGAGCCACACAUCUCCACGCUGCCGCUGUCUUCCUCCAUCUGUCCAUGCUACCUCUUCCUCAUCAGCGCGUCUUCCAAUGCGAUCAUGCUCCGUCUG
This is a messenger RNA of Tilletiopsis washingtonensis, 5050 nucleotides long. Its product is annotated as Tcp11-domain-containing protein. Lineage: Eukaryota; Fungi; Basidiomycota; Exobasidiomycetes; Entylomatales. The transcript is spliced from 2 exons. The coding region runs from base 440 to 4771 and encodes 1443 amino acids. The record is from RefSeq and is a predicted model, not a curated record.